AUGGAACCAUUCGUGCUAUCGCUCCUAGUAUUGUUACCAGUCAUCGUGCUCGUGCAAUAUGCCUUCACCUACGGUCAUCGGAUUAGCACCAUGCCCACCGGUCCACCUACUCUACCCUUUAUUGGAAACAUUCACCAGAUCACCAAGAAAUACACCCAUAUCAAAUUCACCGAAUGGGCCGCCCAGUAUGGCGGGUUAUAUAUGCUGAAGAUCGGAAAUGGCAAUAUGGCCGUCAUCACCGAUCGCCGACUAGUCAAAGAAGUCCUCGAUCGCAAGAGUGGCAUCUACAGCCAUCGGCCCCAUUCUUUUGUCUCGCACGAUCUCAUCACCAAGGGCAAUCACCUAUUGGUCAUGCAUUAUGGCGACCAGUGGCGCACCUUCCGACGACUGGUUCACCAGCAUUUCAUGGAGACGAUGGUGGAUAGCCACCAAACCAAAAUUGUCAACGCCGAAGCUAUACAGCUCGUGCGAGACUACAUGAUCAGCCCGGAGCACCAUAUGGCCCAUCCCAAGCGGUACAGUAACAGUAUCACUAACUCGAUCGUAUUCGGAAUCCGCACGGCCAACCGGAAGGGAUCAAACAUGCGACGGCUUUACAAACUCAUGGAGGAAUGGUCGGAAGUCAUGGAAACCGGCGCAACACCACCAGUAGACUUAUUCCCAUGGUUGAAACUGCUGCCACAGUGGUUGUUUAACAACUAUAUCAACCGGGCCAAGUCCAUCGGUGUGCAGAUGGAGACCCUCUACGUCCACAUCUUGAAUAAGGUGAUCAAGCGUCGGGAAGAGGGCCGCAACAAUGGCACCUUCAUGGACAAGGUCUUGGAUAGCCAGGAGAAACAUAAUCUCCCCUGGCACCAACUAGCUUUUAUCGGCGGCGUUCUGAUGGAAGGCGGUUCGGAUACUACCUCCAGUCUAACCCUGGCUAUCGUGCAAGCGUUGAUCCAGAACCCCGAUGUCCAGCGAAAGGCGCAUGCUGAGAUUGAUGCUGUGGUCGGCCACAAUCGGAGAAGGCAAGGCCAUCUUUUUCUUCUUUUCUUUCACGUUCUUUCUUUCGAAUUUGAUCAUCUUCUAACCUCUGUAUCAGACGACUGGGUCGAUGGUAAAUUCCUCCCCAAAGGCACAACAGUCGUGGUCAACACGUGGGGAAUUCACAUGGAUCCGUCCCAACCCGAUGAUCCAACCGCUUUCAUCCCCGAGCGCUUUGCCAACCAUCCUCAUUUGGCUCCAGACUAUGUGCCGGGGACAUGGGAACGUCGCGACCACUACGGCUACGGCGUUGGGCGCCGGAUUUGUCCUGGCAUCCACCUUGCCGAGCGCAACAUGUUCCUAGCCAUUGCUAAACUGGUGUGGGCAUUCGAUUUCCAGCCGGGAGAGGGCUCGGUGGAUAGUGAUCCGGUGAGUGGGUAUCAUAAUGGCUUCCUUUACUGUGCCAAAGAUUAUCCUUGUCGACCUGUGGUACGCAACGAGAUCAUUCGGGCUACGAUUGAGAGGGAAUAUGCCACUGCGACGACGGAUGUGUUUUCUAUGUUCACUGAGGGAUAG
This is a messenger RNA of Penicillium verrucosum, 1542 nucleotides long. RefSeq names its product cytochrome P450. The coding region runs from base 1 to 1542 and encodes 513 amino acids. The transcript is spliced from 5 exons. Lineage: Eukaryota; Fungi; Ascomycota; Eurotiomycetes; Eurotiales; Aspergillaceae. Gene Ontology annotation, molecular function: iron ion binding; oxidoreductase activity, acting on paired donors, with incorporation or reduction of molecular oxygen; monooxygenase activity. The record is from RefSeq and is a predicted model, not a curated record.